Molecule: messenger RNA, 916 nt
Organism: Antrostomus carolinensis (chuck-will's-widow)
Lineage: Eukaryota; Metazoa; Chordata; Aves; Caprimulgiformes; Caprimulgidae
Product: G protein-activated inward rectifier potassium channel 3
Exons: 1
Biological process (GO): regulation of monoatomic ion transmembrane transport; potassium ion import across plasma membrane
Cellular component (GO): plasma membrane
Molecular function (GO): inward rectifier potassium channel activity
Source: RefSeq, a predicted model, not a curated record
AUGGCGCAGGACAACGCCGCCUUCUGCGGUGUCCCCGAAGGGGUCCCAGAUGAGGAGGUGACACCCCCACCGGUGCCACCACCACGACGAAGACAACGAGGAGGAGGACAACCCGGUGGCCGCAAACGUCAACGUUACGUGGAGAAGGACGGGAAGUGCAACGUGCAACACGGGAACGUGCGGGAGACCUACCGCUACCUCACCGACAUCUUCACCACCUUGGUGGACCUCAAGUGGCGCUUCAGCCUCUUGGUUUUCAUCUUGGCUUACGCCGUCACUUGGCUCUUCUUUGGUCUCAUCUGGUGGUUCAUCGCUUAUUGCCGAGGAGAUCUGGAUCAUCUUGAAGACCACGCUUGGACCCCUUGUGUCAACAACCUCAACGGCUUCGUCUCCGCUUUCCUCUUCUCCAUCGAGACCGAGACCACCAUCGGUUACGGUCACCGCGUCAUCACCGAUAAAUGUCCUGAGGGGAUCGUCUUGUUGUUGCUUCAGGCCAUCUUGGGUUCCAUGGUCAACGCUUUCAUGGUGGGUUGUAUGUUUGUGAAGAUCUCCCAACCCAACAAACGAGCUGAGACCUUGGUGUUCUCCUCCCACGCCGUGGUGUCCUUGAGGGAUGACCGUCUGUGUUUGAUGUUCCGCGUGGGUGACCUGCGGGACUCACACAUCGUGGAAGCCUCCAUCCGUGCCAAGCUCAUCAAGUCCAAGCAGACACAAGAAGGAGAAUUCAUCCCCUUGGACCAGACCGACCUCAGCGUUGGGUUUGAGACGGGUGACGAUCGUCUCUUCCUGGUCUCGCCCCUGAUCAUCAGCCACGAGAUCGACGAGCGCAGCCCCUUCUGGGACAUCUCGCGGCACCAGCUGGAGAAGGAUGAUUUUGAGAUCGUCGUCAUCUUGGAAGGGAUGGUGGAGGCCACAG